Molecule: messenger RNA, 1074 nt
Organism: Iphiclides podalirius (scarce swallowtail)
Lineage: Eukaryota; Metazoa; Arthropoda; Insecta; Lepidoptera; Papilionidae
Source: the annotation of a GenBank genome assembly
AUGUUUGCUCUGAACACACAGCGGCUACGCAGAAGGCUCAGCGUGCCCACGUCCGGUUCGGUUCGAAGAAGGGCAAGGGAGCGUCGACGCGCUGAGCGCACUCGGCUAGAAGGCGAGCGAUUGGCCCGCGAGCGACGAGAGCAGAGGAGGAUAGAGAAGAUCGAACAACAAAAGAAGGCUCGCGAAGAGCUGGCGUCGUAUGAGCCUUGGGGCCGUGCGGGCGGCGGCGCGCCCAAUCCGCACGGCUUUCGCUUCAGCGAUCUACGUGCUAAAGGAAUUUACCCAGAAGACGAACUAAAGGGAACAUCAGUCUUUGAAGAAUGGCGCCGUUGGUCGUCACCGAAAAGGCGUCAACCACGCACGCCAAUACGUCUGCAUGAAGAUCCUCAGUUGUUCUUCGCAGAGCAAUUAAAGCGCGCGGUCGACAACGACAUUCGAUACAAACAGACAUCCGAUCAGCAGAGGAUAUACAAAGAAAUUUUAGAUGACAUGGUUGAUAAAAGGCAUAAAGCUAUUAGAGAUGAGAAGAGAAAAAACUUGGAGUAUGAACGUAAAAUGACAAACGGUAAUAAAUCAAAAAAUAGUCGAAGAAAAGACAAAUUUGUCAAAAGGCUGGGUAACGGCGAACUUGUGGUGAAAACGAUAAUUGACGAUGGUGUUGACAAUACUGAUGUAGCGAAUUCUAUAGAGAACAAACAAACCCCGGAAGGCGCGAUACUGAGAUUGACGGGAGGUAUAGAGCUGGUGCCCCUUUUGGCUAGACGCAGGCGCGUCGGCGCUCGUACUUUGCCCUCUAGUGACGUCACUCGACCCCCACAGCAAUCCUGUCAAUGGCGCGAAAUGUUCGACGUCGAUUAUUUAGGACAAUUGAAACACCAGAUGCGAGUGAAGUGCGAGCAGAAAGAGGAGAGUCGCCGAGCAUCGGCCGAGAGCGUGAGACUUCACCACGUCACUUGGUCGUCAUUAUGGGGUCGCCCAGGUCACGGCGCACCGCAGCAGCGUGGUCGCUACGCUAGAAACAACCUCGCCCAGCUUCUAUACGUUCCGCCGCUAACCGACACACGCGCCCAAAAC